Messenger RNA from Tigriopus californicus, 2249 nucleotides. RefSeq names its product axoneme-associated protein mst101(2)-like. The record is from RefSeq and is a predicted model, not a curated record. Lineage: Eukaryota; Metazoa; Arthropoda; Copepoda; Harpacticoida; Harpacticidae. The coding region runs from base 97 to 2046 and encodes 649 amino acids. The transcript is spliced from 2 exons.
GGAAUCGAAGUUAAAGCCGUUCAUACGGUGUAAAUACUCAAUCAAGCAAGGAGCUUGUGGAUUCAGAUCAAACUUUUUUACAAACCUGGAUCCAAAAUGCUCCGGGUGAUUGUGGUAGGCUGCCUGUUGGUGCACUUCAGUGCCGGUGUUCCCUUCCCAUUUGCUGCUCCUGGCAAGAAUUGCGAUUUGGUGCGCUCCUCCCGUAACACGGGUGAAUGCUUCAAUGAACCGGAAUGUUCCAAUCAAUGCCGGACCAUCAAUGAGCAGCAAUGCAGCACGGUCAACCGACAGCAAUGUAACACCGUCAACGAGCAGCAGUGCCAAAACAUCAAUGAACAAAAAUGUAGUACCAAGGUGGAUCGCCAAUGUUCGACCGUGAAUGACCGCCAAUGCUCGACGGUCAACAAACAGCAAUGUAGUACGGUCAACGAGCAGCAAUGUAACACGGUUAAUGAGAGGAAAUGCAACACGGUUAACAAGCAAAAAUGCGACACGGUCAAUGAGCGACAAUGCAAAACGGUCAACAAGCAGCAAUGCAAUACGAUCAACGAACAACAGUGCUCCACGGUCAAUGAACAGCAGUGUUCAACGGUCAACGAGCAGAAAUGUACUCAAGUGCCGCAAACGACCAAUGAGCAGCAAUGCAAUACCGUCAACGAGCAGCAAUGUAACACGGUCAACGAGCAACAAUGCUCCACAGUCAAUGAGCAGAAAUGUUCCCAGGUCCCGCAAACCAUCAAUGAGCAGAAAUGUACCACCGUUAAUGAGAAGCAAUGCUCCACGGUAAACGAGAAUAAGUGCUCUACCACCUAUGAACAACAAUGCUCCACCGUCACCGACCAACAAUGUUCCACCGUGAAUGAACAACAAUGCUCCACCGUAAAUAAACAACAAUGUAACACCGUCACCGAGCAACAAUGCUCCACGGUCAAUAAGCAGGAAUGUUCCACUACCUAUGAACAACAAUGCUCAACAACUUACUCAACAGUGAACAAGAAUCAAUGCUCAACUGUCCACGAAAAGGUGUGCAAAACUGUGCAUGAAACUGAAUGUUCCAGCGGGAGAGGCAGCCACGGUGGAUACCAUAGCAAGAGAUGGAAGCGAAGCCCUCAUUUCUAUAAGAAACAUGGAAGCACCCGUAGCCACCGCAGGAGCUAUGGUCACUCUCAAAAAAGCUAUGGCGGGAAACAGAAUUGCCGCUCGGUUCCCAAGCAGAAAUGCUCAUCCGUUCCCAAGCGGAAGUGUUCCAACACUCAGCAAAAGGUUCCAAAGCAGGAAUGUCGCAAGGUACCCAAACAGUCCUGUCGAUCUGUGCCCAAGAAGGAAUGUCGACCUGUAUCUCGACAACAAUGCAACAAUGUCCCUCAAAAACAAUGUCGCAAUGUCCCAAGGCAGCAAUGCCGCCCUGUUUCCCGUCAACAAUGCCAGAAGGUACCCAAACAACAAUGCCGAAAUAUUCCCCGACAAGAGUGCCGAAACGUUCCUCGUCAACAAUGCCAAAACGUACCCCGGACCACAUACAAACAACAAUGCUCCAACGUACCCCGCCAGCAAUGCCGAAAUGUGCCCAAAAAGCAGUGCAAAAACGUGGCUCGGCAGCAAUGUCGCUCAGUCCCCAAGACUACCUACAAGACCCAAUGUACCAAUGUACCCCGUCAACAAUGCCGCAACGUGCCCCGCCAACAAUGCCGUAACGUGCCCCGCCAAUCGUGCACCAAUGUUCCUCAACAGGAGUGCAAGAACGUAUCCCGGCAACAAUGUAGAAACGUUCCGGAGCAACAAUGCCGCAAUGUACCACGACAACAAUGCCGCAAUGUGCCUAAGCAAAAAUGCGUCAAUGUUCCUCAGCAGGAAUGUAAAAAUGUAGCUCGCCAACAAUGCCAAAACGUUCCCAAACAAGAGUGUCGCAACGUUCCUCGAAGGGAGUGCAAGAAUGUUCCUCGCCAACAAUGUCGCAAUGUUCCAGAACAACAAUGCCGCAAUGUUCCGCGACAGCAAUGUGAGAACAAAUGCGUGGAUGCUUAUUGGUGCAAGGUUUGCAACUGACAUUGAACUCAAAUCCAUCAUAACCUGUUUACAAAAAAAGGGGCCACCUUGUCCCAGUUUUUACUAACCCCAUUUCUAGGGCAUUUCUUGUAUCACUGCCAUGACUCACGUGCUUUAAUUCUCAACAAAUUCUUUCCAAUCAAUAAAGGAACGCUGGCUUUUCUGACAGCAUGGUCACAAAAACCUGACUAUGGUAGGAGUUA